AUGCCAAAUACUUCACGUGUGACCUCUAAAAAGGUCAGCCAGUCUGCGCAAAUUAUGUUCAAGAAACCAAAAUAUCCACCUGAAAUAACUCCCGCGGAGAUAGCAAGAAAACGUAUUAACAAUAUGAGAGAUCCAAAAAGGAUUAAUUCAAGAGGUCCAAAUUGCUUCAUGAUAUACCGUAUGUAUUGCACUUCGAUUAACACCGUGUCACGUGGUAAAAGAAACAGGAUUCAAAUGACCAAAUUAUCCGCAAUGAUUGCAGAAUCCUGGGAAAAUGAGUCUUUGAAGGUUAAAGGACAUUAUCGACAUCUUGCUGAGAUGACCGAAGUAGAGUUAAAAAAGCAUAGGAGAUCCAACGAAAUCCAUGUACUACAGUGUAAACUCUGA
Acaulospora morrowiae is the source of this 387-nucleotide messenger RNA. The record is from the annotation of a GenBank genome assembly. Lineage: Eukaryota; Fungi; Glomeromycota; Glomeromycetes; Diversisporales; Acaulosporaceae.